Molecule: messenger RNA, 1552 nt
Organism: Lathyrus oleraceus (garden pea)
Lineage: Eukaryota; Viridiplantae; Streptophyta; Magnoliopsida; Fabales; Fabaceae
Exons: 1
Coding region: 53-1162 (369 amino acids)
Source: RefSeq, a predicted model, not a curated record
AUAUAUAUUAACACAGAAAUCAUUGUAGUUGGGGAACCUCUAAUAAUAAUCGAUGGAUCAAGAAGAAUAUCCAUGGAAACAAGACUCAAAGCUCAACAACAACAUCCCAAUAGCUCAACUAAUGCAAGUACUCGAAGCUCUUAAACAAGCUUCUCACAAUAUACAAAAACACCAUAAUCACUUUUUAGAUUCCGAUUAUUCACCCUCCAUUAAAGCACUUUUCCAACUCCAAACAAUUCUUUCCACCGAUUCAAUUCUCUCUCAACACCUAAACCGCCUCAAAACACUAAUUGACUCGCUUCACAACUCAAAACCGAGUCUCAAAUCGUUCUUAACUCGUCCCCUUGCUACUCACUCCAUCACCAAACUCGCAGCCGCCAUUGAAUCCGAACUCCAAACAUGGAUCGACCACGAAACAAUCAUCACCCUCUCUCGUCACGUCUCUACAAUCAACAACGACAACGAAAACGAGUUGCUUCUGCUUUUAACUCGUUUCUCUCACAGAGUCUCACAAGGCUUCAACCGGGAGUUACAACAACUCGUUCUCAAUUUCAAACUCUUCUCUUCCCUGGAAUCGCUUCUCUUCGACGAUAAAUCCUCUCACCGUAUUCGCGAACACGCCGGGAACGCUAUUUCUGCGUUGAUCCGCUUCAACAAGGACGUGUUCGUCGGUAAACUCUGUAUGUUUCCAACCGUUCGAGCUUUGAUUGACAUCGCUUCCGUUCGUUCAAUCGAAGUUCUUUGUUCUCUAAUCAGAUCAAUUAGGUCACCGAUCGUUGAUGAAAUCGAAUCAAACGGUGAAAUCCCGAAAAUCAUAGCGUUGUUAAAUUCUCACGAGACGAAAUUAAGCGUUUUAGCUAUGGAGUGUGUUCUUGAGAUUGGCUAUUACGGAAGGAAGGAAGCGGUUGAAGGUAUGUUGAAAGAAGGCGUUGUGGAGAAGCUUGUUGAAUUGCAGAGAUCGGAGGUUAAUAAUGGAAGGAACAGUGAUUUUGCAAACUGUGUAACGAGAUUUUCAGUGCAAUUGGAGGUUGGGGAAGGGUUGAGGCAAAGAGAGAAAAGGGAUUUGAAAAGUGAAAUAUUGAUGAGAGUUAGAAAAGCUUGUGUUUCUGAUGCUGAAACUGCUACCGUUGUUGCUGAAGUUCUAUGGGGUACUUCUCCGUAGCUAUUAUAUUUUGAUUGUUAGUUAAGUUUUAGGGUGCGAACUAGUAGAUUAAAGGAACAUAAUAGGGAAUUAAUUCAGUUUUAGUGAUGCAAAUUAGUUCAGUUCAUGCAUUUCUAUAGUGUUGUAAUUUGUUUUUUUUUUAUGAAAUUGUUACAUUGCUAAUGAGACAAAGAAAAAAGUGAACAUAAUAGGGAAUUAUCAAAGUCAAGUCUGGAAGAAUCGUGAAUGGAAUAUGCCAAUCAUGGAGACGUGGAGUUGUUAACAAAUAAACAAAGCCCAAUGCUUCUUCACGUCUCUAAUAUAUUUAUAUUUUUUGUCUAUACUUUUUUUAUCGAGUGUAUGACAAGCUAUCUUUAUUAAAACCUGAAAUAAAAACAGCUAGUUAAACUA